Molecule: messenger RNA, 771 nt
Organism: Fraxinus pennsylvanica
Lineage: Eukaryota; Viridiplantae; Streptophyta; Magnoliopsida; Lamiales; Oleaceae
Source: the annotation of a GenBank genome assembly
AUGAAACAGAUUUUCCCAGCAUUCCCCCUCGUGUUCUUCUUAUUCUUCUUUCAGUGCACUCCAGCUCUUUCGCAGAGUCCGACGCCGGCUCCUGCACCUCCAGCACUGGUUCCUGCACCCCCAGCGAUGGCUCCUGCUUCUGGUUCCACGGAUGUCACAGCUAUUCUUGGAAAGGUCGGUCAUUUUACGACAUUUAUUCGACUCCUAAAAGCCACCCAAUUGGCUGAUCAACUCAAUACACAGCUUUACAAGUCAAACCAAGGUCUCACAGUAUUUGCUCCCACUGAUGAUGCAUUCAGUAACCUCAAACUGGGCAUGUUAAACUCCCUCACCGAUCAACAGAAAUAUCAGCUGGUCCAAUUCCACGUCCUACCUUCAUUUUUCUCCGUCUCCCAACUCCAAACCGCAAGCAAUCCACUACGAACACAAGCUGGAGGUAGUGAUGGACAAUUCCCAUUCAAUGUCACAACAUCUGGGAAUCAGGUGAACAUAACAACCGAUAUGGUUAAUGCAACAGUGGCAGAUACAGUAUAUACCGACAAGCAGCUAGCCGUAUAUGAGGUUGAUAAAGUACUUCUUCCUCAUGGUCUUUUUGUACCUCCUUCGCCACCUCCUGCACCACUAAAACCCAAAAAACGCCCAGCUUCAGAUUCUACCCAAUCUAAUGAUACUCCUCAUGUCCAAGACGAUACUUCUGAUGGAAUUCAUCUGUCCCAACAUACAUUGCGUGCAACAUCCAGUAUCGUCCUUGUUUUGGCAGCGUUUAUUUGA